Molecule: messenger RNA, 3276 nt
Organism: Penicillium crustosum
Lineage: Eukaryota; Fungi; Ascomycota; Eurotiomycetes; Eurotiales; Aspergillaceae
Exons: 1
Coding region: 1-3276 (1091 amino acids)
Source: RefSeq, a predicted model, not a curated record
AUGGCCAGCAGAAUGGAUGUUGACUCUCCCAACUCCAAUACUCCCAAGCGACUCGGGGGCCGAUUAUCACUUGCACCCCAAACUAAAGCGCAAGAUCCUCGGCUUGCCGGUACUGUUAGGCAAUCAGUUGAUCCCCAAUCGUCAAAUGCCCAGCAGGCACAUUUAAACCUCCCCGCAAAUCCCGCUUUCAUCCAGAAACUUCCUGCAAAAUCGCUCCCCCAGGUGCCUGUACUCUCGACCUCUAACAGCGCACCGGGCCCUACUUCCACGUACAACCAAAGUGCACCCAGUCGCCCAGGCGCGUCGUUGAUAUCAGAUUUGAUCAACUCAUUGAUCAAGGUGAACAAGUGCGAGGAAGAAAAAGAGAGACUCCAAAAGGAAAUAGCUUCUAUUACCAAAAACCUACAGAGGGCGAAGCAGUCUCCACAAUUUCCGAGUGUCAUCACCCUCUUCCAGCAACAGCUCGACGCGGCCAAAGAUGAAUUAGCCAACCAUGUCAAGUCGAUCACCCAGCAUCGAUCACUCUCCAAUCAAGCGCAGAAUAAUUUAAAUUCGACAUUGUCGCAGUUCAAGCCCCAACCACAGCUCGAAAGCAUACCUGGGAGGGUCGAGAAGCCGGAGUCCACAAUAAACGGAAUGGGGCAAGGCCGUGGCCCAACCAACAAAGAUGAUAAUCCAACACAAGUGGAUACCGGAAUCGAAAGACUCCAAAUGGAAAUGCGAGGCCGGGACCAAAAUAUCGCUGAAAUCGAUGGAAAGCUGAAAGAAGUGCAGCAUGCCCUCGAGAACCCCAAGGGAUUGGAGGAGGCACUGGAAUAUAUUCAAAGGAUUGCAAACUCAGUCGCUCAUCAAUCUAAAUGGAAGGGUCAAUUCAUGGACAAAAUGUCAAGCCUUGAAGUCGAACUAAAGGUUGCCGACAAGGAGCUUGAUGACAAGAUUUCUAUUAUCAAGAAGAUGGUCGAUACCGUCGAGGAAGAAGUGAAAGUUUCCAACCAGCAGCUAGAGACCAACAUUUCGGAUCUUGGCUGCACACUGAGAACUACGAAUGACCAGCUUCAGGGCAAGCUUUCUUCCAUUGAAACCGAUGUCAAGUCGCUCAGUACCGCGCAACUUAAUUUCAAAAAUAGCGCGUCGACUCGUGUUUCACAAAUUGAGACUGACCUGGAGGCUCAAAGGAAGCAAACCACAGAGCAGAUCACCGCCCAAGAAACCCUUCUGGCCUCACUCAGGACCCAACAACAAAACCUUGAUAACAGCGGCCGGGUCUCAUCAGAAAAAACUCCUAUUCCCCAUAGUGGAGUGCUUACGAGAGUAGCAUCUCUGGAAAAGAAAGUGCAAAACCAAGCAGACCUCCUUAACAACAUCAAGAACCUUCAUCAUGACGUGGAUGUCAUCCGUGUGGGUGAGUUGAACUCUUUACGCCAGGAACAAGAGUCGCGCCAAACGUCACUUGAAACCAAACAAAACGACACUUUAAAAAAGGUGGAGGACCUGACCAGGAAAUCUGAGGAAAUGACAAAUACUCAGACGACACUCGAUACGGCCCUUAGCCAAUUUAGGGUGUCCUUGCCAGCGAACCUUGAGCAGAUCAAAAGCCAUGUCCAAAGUGGGCUAGAUGAAUUCGAGACCCGCCUUGCUCCAGUCUCCGGCCUUCCUCAAGCUCUAAUAAAGUGCGAGAGUAAAAUCGACACUGUCAACAGGGCCAUUCGCUCACUAGAAACACGAUACUCUAAUAUUACUACAGGCGACUUAGUCAAUUCCAUGGCACAUGCUAUGCAGCAAAUGUACCCCUCUGUUGAUCAACUGAGUCAACAUUUGACGGCCUACCAAACUGACGUUGAAGCCAGACUUUCUGCACUCAAGAAAGACGCAGAUGCGCUCAAGGUUGACACAGAAUCGUUCAAGGCAGAUACAAACCAAUUCAAGGCAGAUACCCAAAAGGCUCAGGCAGACGCACAAAAAGUCCAGCCUAACGCAGAGAGGUCUGAGGCAGCACAGGUCUCACCCGAACAGCUCCAGAAUUUGACUCAGAUGCCGAUUUUGCUCCAACAGGUCAAAGACCUCUCCAAUAAGCUUGCACCGAUCGAGGUGCUCAUCAAGGAACAUAGUGUUGAGUUGCAGAGAAACCUUGAACUGCGGAGCGAAUUACAAAACCAAGUCACGGCUCAAUACGACGCCAUCGAAGGCAUUUCUGAAAAGGCCGAUGACCAGGAUGUAGAGAUUGGAAAAAUCACCGAGUCCACGCAACAUAUUAGUUCAUUGAUCAGCAAGGUUGAUGCUCACAUCUCGCAACUCCAAGAGGUUCGACAAACGGUUGAUGAGUUAACCAAAGGCACGGCAAAGACAGACGUUACCGCGAGUGAUAGUCUUAAGAAGAUCUGGCCACGACUGGAAAAGCUGGAAAGUCGGAGCAGUAUCGAAGAUAAAGUACUUGACGAACUCCGGGGACAACUGAAAGACAUGGAAAGCCAGAACACUACAGCGGAUCAAGGUCUUAAUGACGUUCGGGAAAAGCUGCAAGACCUGAAAGAUCGCAACGCAAAGGAAAGUAAGGAUUUUGGCAAACUCCGGGAUCAGUUGAAAGCCCUUGAAGACCGGGAACCACAGGUCUCGUUGGAGAAAUUCAAUGAGCAGGGGGAUGAAGUAAAGAUGUACAUUAAGCGCCUGAGAAGCGCUGAAGACAUUUUCAAAGCCCUUGCAGGAGGAGCUAAAGUCUCUCAUGUUAUCCGCAAAAUGGAGGCGGAGGAGAGCACCGAUGGGAAGGAAACUCCUCAGCCCCAACCGAAUGGUCAUGCUUUCACCCCAAGGCCGACGGCAACACCAAAGACAGUUCCCAUAGGCCCUACUCUAGCUGCAUAUCAGCCGGUCCAGUCCAGCGUGAAGGGCCAGCCCGACAAUUCUACGCCAACCGGUUCGAAGUCCAAUCACUCUGCAACGCAAGCUCGUCAGCCCUCACAGACACCCAGUGGACCCGGCAAUAGUCAUCCAUCGCCAUAUUCUGGCAAAUCCGUUGAGCCCCGUCAGGUUCAACAUUUGAAGGGAAAGCGACGGGUGUCCUCUGUAAUGGAUUCUGAUGACGACAGAAACUCAACCGAAUCCUCUUCGGUGCUUGAGUCUUCGCCGGCUCCUAGCUCUUCUGCUCCGGUAUCUAUAACUCAGGGCUCUAGCAAAAAGGAAAGGAAGAAGACGAAGAAGAGAGCGGAGCAGGCAGAAGAGAACCCCAAGGCUUCGAGCAGACCAGGCAAGAAGCGAAAACGAAACAAGCAAGGUGAUUGA